AAAACUAGCAAAAUUGUCCAAAGCCUAUUAAUGGAGUAAGAAUCCAAGUUGCAGUUGCCUAAAUUUACCAUUAGAUUUCCUGGAAAACAAGAGAGGAAAUGACAGCGUGAAGAUCGUGAAAAUGGAGAACCCCAUCAUCUUGAUUACAAGCUCAGAAGAUGAAGCAGAAGGAGAUAUAAAACAAAUGAAAUGGAGAUCGAAGGUUGAUGAGUAUAGAAUGAUUUCUGAUCUGAGUGGCUCUGAAAACUUAAAAGAAAUGACGGAGGCGGAGGGUUCAGCGAGGACGAAGAAGAGAAAAAGGGCCAAGAAGAGUAGAAACGGUGCGGUUUGUGAAGAUGAGUAUAGAAUUAUUUCUGAUUUGAGUGGCUUUGACAACCUUAAAGCUAUGAUAGAAGCUGAGGCUCUCGUGAGAAGAAACAAGAUGGAGAAGAAGAAAAAGCUCGAGCCUUUAAAUCAAGAGGAUGCCACUGCUAAUGCUGCAAAUGAGAAAGAUGAGCUAGGCAAAAAGGAAGCUGUGAAAAUAGUUGAAGCAUCAAAACCAGGAUCAGUUCAGGUGUUAGAAAUGAUUGAACCCCAAAAUUUUGUGAUUGAUGCUGUGAAUGAAAAAGAGGAUGCCAGCAGAAUUACAACUGGCAAAACCACAAAAGGAAUAGGAAUUGAUGAUGGGGUAAAUUCUUCUGAAUUGAUCAAUCCAUUCUUGCCAUCCUCAAGAGCUGACCGAGCAAUUUCAGAUGUGAGCUGCAGCAGAGGCAUUGAAGAUACAGUAGGGGCCGCAGUUGGAGCGAGGGAGAAAAGGAGGAGAAGAAAGAAGUCGAAAAGAAUCACAGAACAGAAUGAGGAAAUGAGAGGAAAUAACAGUGUGAAGAACAUAAAAAUGGAGAACCCCAUCAUUUUGAUAAAAAGCUCAGAAGAUGAAGCAGAAGGAGAUAUAAAGCAAAUGAAAUGGAGAUCGAAGGGUGUUGAGUAUAGAAUUAUUUCUGAUUUGAGAGGCUUUGAAAACCUUAAAGCUAUGAUAGAAGCUGAGGCUUUAAAUCAAGAGGAUGCCACUGCUAAUGCUGCAAAGGAGAAAGAUGAGCUAGGCAAAGAGGAAGCUGUGGAAAUAGUUGAGGCAUCAAAACCAGAAUCAGUUCAAAUGUCAGAAAUGAUUGAACCCCAAAAUUUUGUGAUUGAUGCCAUGAAUGAAAAAGAGGAUGCCAGCACAAUUACAUCUGUGGAAACCACAAAAGGAAUAGGAGUUGAUGAUGGGGUGAAUUCUUCUGAAUUGAUUGAUCCAUUCUUGCCAUCCUCAGGAGCUGACCGAGCAAUUUCAGAUGUGAGCUGCAGCAGAGGCGUUGAAGAUAUGGUGGGGGCUGUAGUUGUAGUGAAGAAGAAAAGGAGGAGAAGAAAGAAAUCGAAAAGAAGAACAGAACAGAAUAAGGUGGAUGCUGCCAAGGAAGAAGAUGAUGCAAAAGACAAUGCUGUGCUUCGGAUGCUUCUUCGGAAACCAAGAUACUUUGAUCCUACAGAUUGGUACUGGGUAACAUGUUCAAUUUGUGGAAAAGAAAAUCACACUGAAGCGAGCUGCAAAGUGCGAAAGCGGAAGAAGGCAUGCUUUCUUUGUGGGAGAUUCAAUCACAUUUGGAAGUAUUGCAGACAGGGCCAGGAUUGCUUUAUCAGAAACAGAACAGACCAUCUUGUCAACGGUUGUCCGGAGACCGGCCAGAAGAUCAGCCCAAGUUCUAUUAUAUGUUUAAUAUGCAGGGAUUCAGGACAUGAUAUGUUUUCGUGUCAGGGCGAUUACAGUGCCGAUGAUCUGAAGGAAAUACAAUGUUACAUCUGCCAUAAGUUUGGUCAUCUCUGUUGUGUCGGAUUUCCAGAUACAGCGCAAAACCAAAUUUCCUGUUACAACUGUGGGGAAUCCGGCCAUCUGGGUUCUGAAUGUCCAAAUUCCUGCGAAGCUAGUGUUGGAACAAAUUCACCUGUCCCUUGCUACAGGUGCGGCGAGAAAGGGCAUAUUGCCCGCCAAUGUAGUACUAAUUUGAAGGGUAAAUCGAGAGCAAGACUGAGAAUCUGUGAUAUACUACCCACAAGCACAGCCAUGACUCGCACAGGGUCUAGUUCCAUUUCUGAUAACUUUCUUCAAGCUCAAGAAAGGGAAAACAAUCCGUUAUGAUACAUUUUUUUUUAUAAUAAUAACUAAUUUUUUUUUAAUUUUCAGAGUUGUAUUGUGCUUUGUUAGAUUAAAUUAUUUGAAUUUGUAACAAGUCAAUCAACACAUUACCCUUUGAUAUAAAAGUUAGAACCCUUAAAUGGAUUAAAAACAAA
Molecule: messenger RNA, 2304 nt
Organism: Mangifera indica (mango)
Lineage: Eukaryota; Viridiplantae; Streptophyta; Magnoliopsida; Sapindales; Anacardiaceae
Exons: 12
Coding region: 122-2152 (676 amino acids)
Molecular function (GO): zinc ion binding; nucleic acid binding
Source: RefSeq, a predicted model, not a curated record